AUGAACUCAACCACACGUUUAGACAGCCUGAGUGACGCUUUCUCAAAGAACUUCAUCACCUUUGCUCUCAGCUCUAUCAUCAACUGCAUCAACGGAGCUUUCGUGUACACCUACUUUAAGAGCGAGGUCUUCCAGCGAGACCCCAGGUAUGUGCUGUACAUCCAUCUGGUGAUCAACGACAUGAUUAUGCUGACAUUUUCUGUGGCGCUGCAAAUCAUAACCUACACCAUUCACCUGACCUUCGCUCCCUGCUGCAUCAUCCUGCUCGUCUUACUCACGACCAGCAAGAACAGCCCACUGAACCUGGCUGGCAUGGCGGUCGAGCGUUACAUCGCCAUUUGCCUACCUCUUCAUCACGUCCGGAUGUGCACCGUGCGGCGAGCCUACGCUCUGAUUGCACUGAUCUGGGGCGUCUCCUUCAUCCCCGCCGCCUCGGACAUCAUCAUCGUCCUCGCCACCCAGCCCCUCUCUGUCUACUCAAGGACUUUCAUCUGUUACAACUCCAAUUUGUACAACACACAGCACCACCAGGCUCAAAGGGUGGUUGUCCAGGUCGUUCUGUUUUCCUUUGUCUUCCUGACUCUGAUCAUCAGCUACCUGAAUGUCUUCUGCGUCGCCCGAUCAGCUUCUGGUUCUAACCAGGCCUCGGCCAGAAACGCCCGCAACACUAUCCUGCUGCACGGAGUCCAGCUCCUCAUCUGCAUGUUGUCAUUCACCUCUCCCUUCAUCAACAUCGUUUUAGUCGCCACUUGGCCCCGGGACCGCACCAAAAUCCUCUUCGCCACCUUUCUGUUUACCAAUGUGCUUCCGCGUCUGCUCAGUCCGCUCAUCUACGGCGUCAGAGACAAGAAGUUCAGGAGACACAUCGGGCACCACUUCUGCUGCAAAUGCUGCAACUCUGUAGAAAAGAAGGUGAACCCGCCAGGAUCCCGGAGGAGGCCUGGACAGGUGCUACAGUAA
Molecule: messenger RNA, 960 nt
Organism: Xiphias gladius (swordfish)
Lineage: Eukaryota; Metazoa; Chordata; Actinopteri; Istiophoriformes; Xiphiidae
Product: odorant receptor 131-2-like
Exons: 4
Coding region: 1-960 (319 amino acids)
Biological process (GO): G protein-coupled receptor signaling pathway
Cellular component (GO): membrane
Molecular function (GO): G protein-coupled receptor activity
Source: RefSeq, a predicted model, not a curated record